This is a messenger RNA of Telopea speciosissima, 939 nucleotides long. RefSeq lists its product as uncharacterized. The transcript has a single exon. The record is from RefSeq and is a predicted model, not a curated record. NCBI's taxonomy places the organism in Eukaryota, Viridiplantae, Streptophyta, Magnoliopsida, Proteales, Proteaceae. The coding region runs from base 1 to 939 and encodes 312 amino acids.
AUGGAUGAACCAACUGACAUGUAUGACCUCUACUCACGAUGUGAAAAGCAUAUUAAUCUGGCGGAGGUCCUCGCUGCAGAACAACAAAAGGAAACAAGGAAUGAGAAGAAAGGAUUAGACAGAAAGGAGCAUACGAACAACAGAAACAGGACGAUGGAGAAUAGAGAGCAGAGCAUGGGGAAGAGGAAGAGGGAGGAACAUGUGUGGGUGCUGAGGAAUGAUCUGAAGGUAGAGUCAUCUUACACAUCCCUUAUGCACAGACGAGCCUAUAUUCUGAAUGAAAUUAAAGAUCGCUUGACUUUACGUUGGCCGACCAAGAUGGUCAAGCCUGCUAGUGAACGUAAUAAGAACAAGUACUGCAGGUUUCAUCAAGACCACGGGCACGAUAUUGAAGAAUGUAGACAACUGAAGGAUGAAAUAGAAGCCUUAAUCCAGAGAGGUAGAUUGAAUAAAUUUGUGAAGAGAGAAAGAGGAGAGAGUAGCAAACAGGAAAGCCGAGGGCAAAAGGAGGAAGAUAAAGGGAAGAUGUCAACUAGGGGAGAAGGAAGUCCGAGCAUCCGAGCACGGCAUUCGGAGAAUCAACCCAUCAGGGAGAUAGCAACUAUCUUUGGAGGUCCGGGGUUAGGAGGACAAUCUUCAAAUUCAAGGAAAAAUCAUGCGCGAAUGGUGGGCCUGACUGAGACAACAAGCAAGAAAAGAAAAGCUGAGCAGCAGAUCACCUUUUCAGACGAAGACCUGGUCGACAUCCAAUUACCGCAUGAUAAUGCAUUGGUAGUGAAAAUGAUCGUCACGAAUUGCUCGGUAGCUCGCAUAUUAGUGGAUAAUGGAAGUUUUGUGAACAUCCUAUAUUAUGAUGCCUUUCUGAAGAUGCAGUUAACUCCUGAGAUGUUGAAGAAGAUAGAUUCUCCCUUAUAUGAAUUCAAUGGAGCGCCUGUGUAG